UCGUUUACGUCACACAUUGCGCGGCGCAGGGAAGUUCGUCACCGCCGCUGGGCUGUUGGUCCCGCUGAAGCUAUCGAGGUUCUGAUCGUUUCCAUUUUUGUUUGGGUUCAAAUUCGGACUCUUGGCGACGCUUUCUGAAAGAUAAAUCAACAAAUAAACACUGCGCGCUGUUUAGUCGUCUGUUACGAGCACCGGAAACAGCAGAGUAAAGCGAAAGUUAAGGGACGAAAAUGAGUGUGGAGGCGUACGGGCCGAGUUCCCAGACCCUCACCUUCCUGGACACCGAAGAAGCGGAGCUGCUCGGAGCGGACACCCAGGGCUCCGAGUACGACUUUACCGACUUCACUCUUCCGAGCCAGACGCAAACACAAGGCCAGACCCAGAGCCAGUUGGACGGACAGAUCAAUGGUCCUGAUGAAGGUCUUCACAAUGGAGGAAUGGAUGACUCUGUGGCCAAAACCAGCCAGUUGUUGGGCGAACUCAACUUUGAGGAGGAUGAAGAAGACACCUACUACACCAAAGAUCUCCCAAUACACGCAUGCAGCUACUGCGGCAUCCAUGACCCAGCGUGUGUGGUGUACUGCAACACCAGUAAGAAGUGGUUCUGUAACGGCCGUGGCAACACGUCUGGCAGCCACAUUGUGAACCACAUGGUGAGGGCCAAAUGUAAAGAGGUGACUCUGCAUAAAGACGGGCCUCUGGGCGAAACGGUGCUGGAGUGCUACAACUGCGGCUGUCGCAACGUCUUCCUGCUGGGCUUCAUCCCAGCUAAAGCCGACUCUGUGGUGGUUCUGCUCUGCAGGCAGCCGUGCGCGAGCCAGAGCAGCUUGAAAGACAUCAACUGGGACAGCUCCCAGUGGCAGCCGCUGAUCCAGGACCGCUGCUUCCUGUCCUGGUUGGUGAAGAUCCCGUCGGAGCAAGAGCAGCUCCGCGCUCGUCAGAUCACCGCCCAGCAGAUCAACAAGCUGGAGGAGCUCUGGAAGGACAAUCCUGGCGCUACUUUGGAAGACCUGGAGAAACCCGGAGUGGAUGAAGAACCCCAGCAUGUGCUGCUGCGCUACGAAGACGCCUACCAGUACCAGAACAUCUUCGGCCCUUUGGUCAAACUGGAGGCCGACUACGACAAAAAGCUAAAGGAGUCACAGACUCAAGACAAUAUAACCGUCAGGUGGGACCUGGGGUUAAACAAAAAGCGGAUUGCAUAUUUCACACUUCCCAAGACGGAUUCAGGUGAUAUGCGGCUGAUGCAGGGCGAUGAGAUCUGCCUGCGCUACAAAGGAGAUCUGGCUCCCCUGUGGAAAGGCAUCGGCCAUGUCAUCAAAGUCCCCGACAACUAUGGGGAUGAAAUUGCCAUUGAGCUGCGCAGCAGCGUCGGAGCGCCUGUGGAAAUCCCUCAUAACUUCCAAGUGGAUUUUGUUUGGAAAUCAACUUCCUUUGACAGGAUGCAGAGCGCCCUGAAGACGUUUGCUGUCGAUGAAACCUCCGUGUCCGGUUACAUUUACCACAAACUUCUGGGUCACGAGGUCGAAGACGUCACCAUCAAGUGCCAGCUGCCGAAGCGCUUCACCGCUCCGGGCCUGCCGGACCUGAACCACUCACAGGUUUACGCUGUAAAGACGGUGCUGCAGCGGCCGCUCAGUCUCAUCCAGGGGCCGCCCGGCACCGGCAAGACCGUGACCUCCGCCACCAUCGUGUACCACCUGUCCCGACAGGGAAAUGGACCAGUCCUGGUGUGCGCUCCCAGUAACAUCGCCGUGGAUCAGCUGACGGAGAAGAUCGACAAGACCGGCCUGAAGGUCGUCAGGUUGUGCGCCAAGAGCCGGGAGGCCAUCGAGUCUCCGGUCUCUUUCCUGGCGCUCCACAACCAGAUCAGCAACAUGGACAGCAUGCCGGAGCUCCAGAAGCUGCAGCAGCUGAAGGAUGAGACCGGAGAGCUGUCGUCUGCUGACGAGAAGCGUUACCGGGCUCUGAAGCGCACCGCCGAGAGGGAGCUGCUCAUGAACGCUGAUGUGAUUUGCUGCACCUGCGUUGGAGCUGGAGAUCCCCGUCUGGCCAAGAUGCAGUUCCGGUCCAUUCUGAUCGACGAGAGCACCCAGGCCACCGAGCCGGAGUGCAUGGUCCCGGUGGUGCUGGGAGCAAAGCAGCUGAUUCUGGUGGGCGACCACUGCCAGCUGGGCCCGGUGGUGAUGUGUAAGAAAGCGGCAAAGGCGGGUUUGUCUCAGUCUCUGUUCGAGCGACUGGUGGUGCUGGGAAUCCGGCCGAUCCGCCUGCAGGUCCAGUACCGCAUGCACCCGGCUCUCAGUGCCUUCCCGUCCAACAUCUUCUACGAGGGCUCCCUGCAGAACGGCGUUACAGCAGCUGAUCGCAUCAAGAAAGGCUUCGACUUCCAGUGGCCUCAGCCGGACAAACCCAUGUUCUUCUACGUGACUCAGGGUCAGGAGGAAAUCGCCAGCUCUGGAACGUCAUACCUGAACAGGACGGAGGCAGCAAACGUGGAGAAAAUCACCACCAGGUUGCUGAAGGCAGGAGCGAAACCGGACCAGAUCGGCAUCAUCACGCCGUACGAGGGUCAGCGCUCCUACCUGGUCCAGUACAUGCAGUUCAGCGGCUCGCUGCACACCAAGCUGUAUCAGCAAGUGGAAAUCGCCAGUGUGGACGCCUUCCAGGGCAGAGAGAAGGAUUUCAUCAUCCUGUCCUGUGUUCGGGCCAACGAGCAUCAGGGCAUCGGCUUCCUGAAUGACCCGCGGCGCCUGAAUGUGGCGCUGACCAGAGCAAAGUACGGAGUGAUCAUCGUGGGGAACCCCAAAGCGCUGUCCAAGCAGCCGCUGUGGAACAACCUGCUGAACUACUACAAGGAGCAGAAGGUUCUGGUGGAGGGCCCGCUCAACAACCUCAGAGAGAGCCUCAUGCAGUUCAGCAAGCCUCGCAAACUGGUCAACACCAUCAACCCGGGGGGGCGUUUCAUGAGCACCGCCAUGUACGACGCCCGCGAGGCGCUCAUCCCAGGCUCCGCCUACGACCGCAGCAGCGCCGCUGGGCGUCCGUCCAACAUGUAUUUCCAAACUCACGAUCAGAUCGGGAUGAUCGGAACCGGGCCGGGUCAGAUGGCGGCCAUGAACAUCCCGAUACCCUUCAACCUGGUGAUGCCCCCGAUGCCUCCGCCCAGCUAUCUGGGUCAGACCAACGGCCCGGCUGCAGGCCGCGGUGCCAUGAAGGGAAAACCUGGCCGUGGAGGAAGGCAGCGGGUCCGCGGCUCGGCUCACCACGGCAACGGGCCCAACAGCCAGGCCAGCCAGGACGGGGCUUCCCAGUCCUUCUCCCAGGGGCCGCUGACUCAGGGUUACAUCUCCAUGAGCCAGCCCUCUCAGAUGAGCCAACCUGGCCUCUCCCAGCCAGAGUUGUCCCAGGAUAGCUACCUGGGCGAUGAGUUCAAGUCCCAGAUCGACGUGGCUUUGUCCCAGGACUCGACUUACCAGGGUGAACGUGCGUACCAGCAUGGCGGGGUGACUGGACUGUCACAGUACUAAAGUCACCACCAAGUGAAAGCGACGGGAUAGCGAAACCAAACCGAUGACCAGCGAGAGAAUGGGAGGGAAGGAGGAGGAGGAGAGAGCGCUAACAGACGGGCAGCGAGACGGAAAGAGGCCGCAUGAGCGAGCGAGAGAGAG
Molecule: messenger RNA, 3668 nt
Organism: Gambusia affinis (western mosquitofish)
Lineage: Eukaryota; Metazoa; Chordata; Actinopteri; Cyprinodontiformes; Poeciliidae
Gene: upf1
Product: UPF1 RNA helicase and ATPase
Exons: 24
Coding region: 231-3527 (1098 amino acids)
Biological process (GO): nuclear-transcribed mRNA catabolic process, nonsense-mediated decay
Cellular component (GO): cytoplasm
Molecular function (GO): DNA binding; zinc ion binding; hydrolase activity
Source: RefSeq, a predicted model, not a curated record